GGCGCCGCACCUGCCGCGCCGGGGGCCGCAGACUUCGGCUUCCUGGGGCCGGGGCCGGCGUACGACUUCCCGUGCGCGCUCGGGCGGCCGGCCGACGACGGCGGGGCGCACGUCCACUAUGCCACCUCGGCAGUGUUCUCGGGCGGCGGCUCCUUUCUCCUCAGCGGCCAGGUGGAUUACGCGGCCUUCGGCGAGCCGGGCCCCCUCCCGGCGUGUCUCAAAGAGCCAGCCGACGGCCAUUCCGGCGCCUUCCAGACCUCGUCCCCGGCCCCUGGCGCCUACCCCAAGUCCGCCUCUCCGGCCUCCGGCCUCCCGGCCGCCUUCAGCACGUUUGAGUGGAUGAAAGUGAAAAGGAACGCCCCUAAGAAAAGCAAACUCACCGAGUUUGGAGCUGCUAGCCCUUCCAGCGCCAUCCGCACGAAUUUCAGCACCAAGCAACUGACAGAACUGGAGAAGGAGUUUCAUUUCAAUAAGUACUUAACGCGAGCCCGACGCAUAGAGAUCGCCAACUCUUUGCAGCUGAAUGAUACCCAAGUCAAAAUCUGGUUCCAGAAUCGUAGGAUGAAACAGAAGAAAAGGGAACGAGAAGGGCUUUUGUCCUCAGCCACCCCUGUGGCUUCCCUCCAGCUUCCCCUCUCAGGAGCAAACCCCAUCAAGCCUGGCAAAAACCAGGGGAGCCCUGCUCGGGUCCAAGAGCCUUCAUGAGGUUUAGUCUCAGGGCUGAGGAAACCUUGGCCUGCCAGAUGUCAUAGGCCUUUUCACCACUUUCUAGACUUCGUAGCUCAUUUUCAGAUGGAGGUGGGCAGGGCAGAAAUUAAUAGACAUUUCACUUAGUUGGCUUCUGAAUUCUAGGCUGUGGGUGUACAGAUAUUAAUUUGAAAUUUCUUAAGCCACUCAUUUGUGCAUUACGUUUGUCUUACCAGGGAAAAGGUGCCCAGUGGCCCGCCCAACCCUGCUGCUACAUUGCCUGACUUAGUUAUAUGCAAUUCUUGGGCAUAGACUGGCAAAGAAUUAGUUGCUAAGCUCUCCCUGGUGUUCUCAGAAGAACAUCUACCCAAAGUUUUUGUGGUAUUUUAAAGGACAAGGCUACAUGUAUUCCGCUUCUUGAAGUUACCAAAGCUAGUUAUGGCCACUUUGAUGUAACUAAGCUGCUUAAAUGGUGAUCUUCACAUUUGCACUUUUUUUUUUAAAAGCAGUUUCUACCUCUCCAUGUGCCUGAGUGAAGAUACAAUCGCUGUUUAGUUAGGAGCUAUACAAAUCCACAGGGUAGGUAAAGAUUAGAACCUGAACUACACCUUGAUACUGGUUACUCACACUUGAAUGUAAAUAUAUACAGUAUGUAUAUUUUUAAAAGGUUUGCUUGUAAUGAACUUAUAUAUGACAUUUAAUGUCCUAGCAUGUAAAGGGUUUGAAUUUUUUUUUGUAAUAAAAAUUACAGAAUCUGCU
Molecule: messenger RNA, 1446 nt
Organism: Condylura cristata (star-nosed mole)
Lineage: Eukaryota; Metazoa; Chordata; Mammalia; Eulipotyphla; Talpidae
Gene: HOXD1
Product: homeobox D1
Exons: 2
Biological process (GO): regulation of transcription by RNA polymerase II
Cellular component (GO): nucleus
Molecular function (GO): DNA-binding transcription factor activity, RNA polymerase II-specific; RNA polymerase II cis-regulatory region sequence-specific DNA binding
Source: RefSeq, a predicted model, not a curated record